Molecule: messenger RNA, 2053 nt
Organism: Talaromyces stipitatus ATCC 10500
Lineage: Eukaryota; Fungi; Ascomycota; Eurotiomycetes; Eurotiales; Trichocomaceae
Exons: 2
Coding region: 174-1637 (487 amino acids)
Source: RefSeq, a predicted model, not a curated record
ACCGACAGGUCGAUCUUACCCAGAAAUCCUUUCCCUCUCGUCACUUUCCCACCACCUACACUUACGCCUCUCACUCGACUUCAGGACUCGACUCAACUCGACUCGACGUCUGGCGGCCGACUGUUGAGCUGUGAAUUUAUCCAUAUCGCCCAAAUUACAGCAGAUCAGAUACAAUGAAAACAUCGAUACCGUCGGACGUGUGGGAGAAGAAGAAGGCGCUGAUCGCUCGUUUGUAUAAAGAUGAGGAAUGGCCGCUGAAGCAGGUGAUUAAGCAAAUACGCACUGAAGAUUUCAAUCCUAGCGAGACACAACUACGGAGUCGUCUGAAGAAAUGGCGAGUUACCAAACCGUCCCGUCAGAUCCGGAAGAAACCCGCCGGCGAGCAGGGAAAUAACAAUGAUGAAGAGGACGAAGAGGAUCCGUCGGAAGAAAUGUCGCCGAUGGAGAGGAGGAAUAAUAAGAGUGACAUGAAGAAGAAUACCCCAACCACGUCCGCAGCUAUGGCAAUCCCUACUCCACCACAAUCGCAACAUUCUCAAAGUGACAACCUCGCAAUCACCCGCGAAUGGUAUCCUACGGAUGUCUGGGUUCAGUCGCAACAGGAACAACAACAUAUUCCCCCGCAACAGACCGUGGUGGUCACACAACCAGAGGCUGUCGCUACACAGGCUUGGACAGCAUCGAUUCCGUCACCUAGCCCAAUCACCGCUACUACACCAGAACGACAUCCGUCUCAUGGCGCGGUCAGUACUCCUGCAGUCACGCAGUAUGCUACCCAUGGUCUUUCUGCCUACGAUCUCCCUCAUCCACAGCCACAGCAGCCGUCACCAACAAAUAGCAUUCCUCCUCCGCAAACGACCCAUGUCUUGUCACCAGCCUACGUUUCUCCGAUUUCUCCGACUUAUGCCAUGGCCCCUAUCUCAUACCCACAACCCGCACCGCCGACAGCAACGCACUGGCCUACAGGCAACGAUUAUAUCGAACCAGAUUCCAAUCCGGCCGCAGCAAUGACCAUGCAGCCAUCCAGCUGGUACACAGCUAUGUACGAUGCAGCGAAUACUACCGCCGUUACUGCAAAUGCAGCCUACUACCAGCGUGCCGUGAAUCCCGCUGCUCCCGUUGCCGGAUACAAUCCCGUUAUGCAACAUAUGCCUUCUCCGCAGGAAAUGGCUACGUCGUACCAAGUUCAAGCACAUGCACACGCACAGGCGCAAGCACGACCCAUGACAGCACCCGGUUACCAUGGCUAUGACGAGGGUGUAUCUGUACGACCUUGGCGACGGGCAACGGCAUCGCACUACACACCCGAGUAUGUUCCGGGUGUUGUGCGAGUUGAUCGACAGGGUCGACAACGCAAGCCUUUACCGGAUCGAAAAAAGGAAUCUGUGACGGAACAAAUGGAUAUCAUGGCCGCUCAACAGCAGCAGCAACAAAAACAACAACACCAACAGCGCGAACUAGAACAUUUGCAAUCAAUGCAGCAGUCAAUGCACACUGCAAUUCAACCUGUGUAUCAGCAUCCACAUCACCCACAACAACACCCGCACUACAUCGCUGCAGGCCACUCAAUGAUUCCUCAGGAUAUGUACGCUUAUGCCGGUCAUGAGCACAUAUUACAGCGGCCUAUGGGUCAUUGAGGCAAUUGCCUCGAUCCUUGUGUAGCAUAUAAUUAUCUGGAGUCCGUCAUUUGGCAUGCAUUGUUGGCGUUGGUGGUCGUGAUGUCGUUUGAUUAUGGUAUACCGGUCAAGCUUGGCUCUUAUCAUUAUCAAUUCACAUAUUGUGUUAUAUCGAAUAUAUAUGUAUAUACCCUUGCGACUCUGUUUUCAGCUGAGCGAUCACCAGGAGUUCCUAUCUGUUUCUCUACUUCUGGGUGUAUGUUUCCGGUGGCACGUGUUUUUCAUCUGUCUCAUAUGUUUGUUUUUCUAUCUCCUAUCAUACUUCAAAAAUUGGGAGGUCUCAUGAAAAUGGAAAGGAACAACGGCGUUCGUUAAUGGAUGAAAACUUGUAUUUAUCCUGUGAUAUGAAUGAUAUGGAACACGCAAGAUUCAGACGG